AUGGAAACAUAUUCAGAUAGAAACUUCUUCUUUCUCAUCCAUGCAAAAUGUAAUUCCUUCACACUUUUUUCUGCAGAAUUUCAUCACUCCAAAGCAGAUGAAACUUAUACAACAAAAUUAAAUAAAAGAAAGAAUAAAAAUGAAGGAAAACAAACCAAAAGUAUUGAAGUGAAAUGGAACUCACAAAACUACAAAAGAAGCUCUUGGGUGAUAAUUAUUUUCCACUCAGAAAUAUUGCAUUUUCAUCAUAAUCAUAAAAAGCUUCCAACAAAUGAGAUGAAGAACAAGAAAGAAAAAAACAAACAGAGCAGUGAACAGCAACGCCAUGAUGCUGAUACAAAUGAAGAACUUUAA
Molecule: messenger RNA, 354 nt
Organism: Clunio marinus
Lineage: Eukaryota; Metazoa; Arthropoda; Insecta; Diptera; Chironomidae
Source: the annotation of a GenBank genome assembly